Molecule: messenger RNA, 1941 nt
Organism: Phragmites australis (common reed)
Lineage: Eukaryota; Viridiplantae; Streptophyta; Magnoliopsida; Poales; Poaceae
Product: GDP-mannose 3,5-epimerase 1
Exons: 9
Coding region: 566-1714 (382 amino acids)
Molecular function (GO): GDP-mannose 3,5-epimerase activity; NAD binding
Source: RefSeq, a predicted model, not a curated record
AACUCGCCGUGCGCCACAGGAGAUCUCCCUCUCCUAUCCUUCCGCCCAGUCUUCGUCUCCUCCCUCCCUCGCCGACCGACAGAGCAGAGAUACACAACUAGCCCUACUGAAUGGUUCUCUUUGGUUUCUUCUAAUGAACGUCGCAAUCGGCAAGAUAUAGGCAUCAUGGCAAAACACAACCAAAGAGUUAAUAGGUUAAUCAGAUUGAUUACGAAACUGAUGUGUAGGCACUGUGUGUAGGACAUCAAUAAUGAAGAGAUUUUUCAAACCGAUGUCUUUGAGGCACGCUGAGAUAGAGAAAACGGCGACAUGAACUUGGAUGACAGAGCUCGGGGUGUUUGAAUCUGGUUGCUUGGGUAUCUGGUCCCACUUGUGUGAUUCUUGCCUGUUUUGUUGUGUGAAUCUGAGAGCUGCAGGAUCCUCGCUCAGAUUGGGGCUACCUGUUGACUUUGCGAAUUGCGGUGCCAUGGAUUGCCAAGAUCCAGUUCUCAUGUUCCACUAGAAAUCUAGAGUUGCUCUGUAGCUCGAUUUUGGCAGUUUGACUUGUCAAUUACUCAAUUGUGAAAUGAGAAUGGGGAGCAGUGAGAAGACUGUUUCCGCUUAUGGCGAGUACACCUAUGCUGAGUUGGAGAGGGAGCCCUACUGGCCAAGUGAGAAGCUGAGGAUUUCGAUUACUGGAGCUGGUGGUUUCAUCGGAUCCCACAUUGCUCGCCGUCUGAAGAGCGAGGGACAUUACAUCAUCGCCUCUGACUGGAAGAAGAAUGAGCACAUGACUGAGGACAUGUUCUGCCACGAGUUCCACCUUGUUGAUCUCAGGGUGAUGGACAACUGUUUGAAGGUCACCAACGGUGUCGACCAUGUCUUCAAUCUUGCUGCUGAUAUGGGUGGCAUGGGGUUCAUUCAGUCAAACCACUCUGUGAUCAUGUACAACAACACCAUGAUCAGUUUCAACAUGCUUGAGGCUGCACGUAUCAGCGGUGUGAAGAGGUUCUUCUACGCCUCAAGUGCAUGCAUUUACCCUGAAUUCAAGCAGCUUGAAACAAAUGUGAGCUUGAAGGAAUCUGAUGCCUGGCCUGCUGAGCCUCAAGAUGCCUAUGGUUUGGAGAAGCUUGCAACUGAAGAGCUGUGCAAGCACUACACCAAGGACUUUGGCAUCGAGUGCCGGAUUGGCCGUUUCCACAACAUCUAUGGCCCCUUUGGAACAUGGAAAGGUGGUCGCGAGAAGGCACCAGCUGCCUUCUGCAGAAAGGCUCAGACUUCCACCGAGAGAUUUGAGAUGUGGGGUGAUGGUCUGCAGACUCGAUCCUUCACUUUUAUCGACGAGUGUGUUGAGGGUGUUCUGAGAUUGACAAAGUCAGACUUCCGUGAGCCAGUGAACAUUGGAAGUGAUGAAAUGGUCAGCAUGAAUGAGAUGGCUGAGAUUGUUCUCAGCUUUGAGGAUAGGAAGCUGCCCAUCCACCACAUCCCUGGACCAGAGGGUGUCCGGGGGCGCAACUCUGACAACACCCUUAUCAAGGAGAAGCUUGGCUGGGCCCCGACAAUGAGGCUCAAGGAUGGGCUGAGGUUCACCUACUUCUGGAUCAAGGAGCAGAUCGAGAAGGAGAAGACCCAGGGGAUCGACAUCGCCGCCUAUGGCUCCUCCAAGGUGGUGUCCACUCAGGCUCCGGUGCAGCUGGGCUCCCUCCGUGCCGCCGACGGCAAGGAGGGCCUUUGAGCAUUUCAGUACUGCUCAUGGGAUUGUUGGAGAAGUUUGGAGGGUAGAAUAUAGCAGCAAAAUAUUUGGCCCCCCGUUGAGGGGUUUAGCAGAUGAUCGUGUUUUUAUUUAUUUGCCAUCCCAUUAAUUUUGGUGUCAUAUAGUUAAUUUAUUAUACCGGUGAAUUUCCUUGCUGUACUGUUUUGAUCACGAUGGACAAUAAAGUUCCCUGCUUUACUCUGAUACUA